CUGUUUUCACUGAACUCAAAACACCAUGACAGAAUCAACAACCACACACAAUAACGAGGCCCAGAUGAUGAUCUCACAAAGCAGAGUCAAGAAGAGAAGAAGGUGUUGCCUUGUUCUAGGAAUUCUGCUACUUUUGCUGAUAGUGAUCUUCAUUGUGGCUCUGGUUCUGGCUUUAACUGUGUUUAAGCCUAAGAACCCAACAGUUCAACUUGUGUCAGCUUCUCUGGAUGGAGUGUCACCUAGUGUUUCUUUCCCUGCCAUUCAGAUUCAUCUCAACCUCACUCUUAAUGUCAGUCUUAUGGUUCAUAAUCCAAACCAUGCCAGCUUCAAGCAUGAACAAGGCACGAGCAUUCUGUAUUACGAGGGUAAUCAGAUCGGAGACACCAACAUCUUUACCGGUGAGAUUCCGGCGAAGGGGUCGGCCGUACUUCCUAGCCGGCUUACGUUGCAGGUCGACAAACUAGCAUCGAAUGUUACCAGUUUCGUGGGAGAUUUGAUGGGUGGGGAACUGUCAAUGGAAUCAUCUACUCAGCUUCCCGGGAGAGUUACCAUCCUUGGAUUCAUUAAAAAGCAUGCCGUUGCUCUUUCUGACUGCCAGUUCACUCUUGACAUUUCCGACAGGAAGAUUCGAUCCCAAUCUUGCAAAAGUAAGACCAAGUUUUGAAUGGAAAGGUAGAAUUUUUGGAUUGGUUGUAUAAUAAUAGAUGAUUCUCUAUAGAGGGUGGAUGUGGUUGUUUUUGGGCUUUUUAUGCCUUUGUUGUUGUGUUGUAAGUAAGAAGUUGCACGAUUUGGCAUAUAGAAUAUGUACUAGUGUCGAGGUCUACACAUAUACUUUUACAGACCGAGGGAGGGAGGGAGAUAGUUUACCAUGUCUGUAAUUUCUGAUUAUCAAAUAUCAGUCCCUCUUCGUUCCCUUGUU
Molecule: messenger RNA, 919 nt
Organism: Neltuma alba
Lineage: Eukaryota; Viridiplantae; Streptophyta; Magnoliopsida; Fabales; Fabaceae
Exons: 2
Coding region: 26-664 (212 amino acids)
Source: RefSeq, a predicted model, not a curated record